AUGUUAACUAUAAUAGACUGGUGGAGUGUCCCGUCGGCCGGUGGCGAACAGUUUGGCCACUAUUCUCUAUGUGUGGCCAAUAUAGACAACUCCAUCGGCGGUUCCGAUAAAAUAAUAGUCGGGAAUUUGAAUGGAUUAUUGAGAUUAUAUAAUGUCGGUUCAAAUCCGACGGAAGAGGGUUUACCUGCUUUUGCGGCCAAUGAUUUGCUAAUGGAAAUGGAUUUUAAGAUUCCUAUCCUUCAAAUAUCGACUGGACUGCUAUUGUCGGCCACGACUAACAUUCAAUUGGCUGUUUUACAUCCUAAAAAACUGUCCAUUUACUCGAUCUCUUCAACGGCUGGAGUGACAGAACACGGGUCCGCUUAUAAUAUACUUUUGAUUUACGAGCAUUUGCUACAGAGAAGUGCCUUCACUAUGACAUUAGGACCUUUUGGACAUAUCAGAGGAAAGGAUUUUUUAUGCGUCCAAUCAUUGGAUGGCAAUUUAGUCUUCUACGAACAGGAAAGUCUCGCUUUCAAUAGAUUUCUUCCCAAUUCUCUACUUCCCGGUGCGAUGGCAUACAUAGCCCACAGCGACUCAUUCAUUGUGGCCACAUCUUUGUGGACGAUCGAGAGCUACAGGUAUCAGGUGUUGGCCAUCGCUAACACCGAUGACAACACCAAUAGCGGCCAAACGAAGGGCCGAAAAGUAACACCCGAUUGGAGCUUAUCUUUAGGCGAAUCCGUAAUCGAUCUGAAAGUUGUUUUACUCGAGAAAUCCAACCAUUAUAUCGUUGUUUUGGGCGAAAGAAAUCUGUAUUUAUUGAAAGAGAACGGAAGCAUUUGGGUUAUGAAGAAACUCGAGUUCAGCCCCAGUUGUAUGACUGCCUAUUCUAACGAUACUAACGACGCGAUCAUAUCGUUGAUCGCCACCAAUAUCUCCACAUUAAUCAUUUAUAGCAACGAUAGGGCGAUGUGGGCGACACAACUGCCCUUCACGCCCAUCGCUAUACAGCGGGCCUUCUUUCCCAAUCUGUUAGGGGCUGUCAUUUGUCUCUCAGACGACGGAUCCAUUUGUUGCGGAUAUUUGGGCACAAAUCCGUCCAUAAAGAUAGUAUCGGUGCCCAACUCUCACGUAAUAACUCAAUCCAAUUAUUCAGAAUCGGAAUCAGAAUUACAAGAAUUGCGAACAAUUAUCAAUUCACAUAAUCUGGAGGGCAAUACAGUGGACACAAAAGUGGUUCGCAAUGAUCUCAUGAUAACUAUAUGUGACGUUCAGACAAUAUCUGGUGUCAUGAGCUCCAAGACAUCAAACCCUUUGUUUCAAAUUUCAAUCCAAUUACAAACGACAAGUACUCUAUUUGUCGCCUCAACUAAAGUGGAUCUCAUAGUCUCGUAUACCAACGAAGACGGCGCCCCCAGAGUUGUCUCCAAAAGCAUUCACAUCCCAAUCAAUAUAUUCUCAAAACUUUGUUCACCACUAAAAGAAGUGGAGCAUAAAGUGUCAUUCGAUACGAUAACCAGUGGUCAACCCAUCAAUUUGGCCGAAAUAUUUUCCGAUAUGUUUGACACCAAUAACAACAAUACCUCUGCAGUGGGUUUCGAGAUAUACGACGACCACUAUAUUGUCUCAAUCUAUACAUCGAUUAAUAAAUCAAUGAAUCAAAAGUUUGUGAUUUUAAGCGAAUCGUUGGGCGGAAUGGCAUUCAUAGCAAACGAAUUGAUCCGACGUUUGGCUAAAAACAGUGUUAAAUACGAUGUCUCUAAUUUGGACAUCAGUUUUAUACCAUUAGCUAAUCUGUUCGCUCUGAUUGACGACCACCUGAUGGCCAGACAUCAUGUGAUGAAUUUGCAAACAUGUUUGGCCAAUAGUGCCACACAAUUCCGGGCCAUUCAGAAGCGAUUGCUUAUUAAACUAAAGGACAGAAACCCGACGCCACUAAACAAUCUUGAAACUUUACUUAAAGUAUCGCAAACUCAGAUUAACGCAUAUUCAGAGAGUUUAUUAAAAGCCACAACUGAUUUACACAAUAAGAAUUCACACUUGAGUUCUGGUUGGGAAGAGAGAACUGAAUUAUGUUUGCAUACAGUUCUGGAAAGCUAUGGCAAAGAUGGGCCCAAAAUGAACGAACAGUUGGCUAUUCCUGACACAAGCGAUACUAUUAAACGACUCAUUAAUAUAUUAGUGAAUCGUAUUUUCAAAGGAGAAACUAUUAAUAAUAGGGAUACGAGUCGUGAGACUAAAGGCAACAGAAAUUUCAAACAAAAUUCAAUCAUCAAUGAAGAGGAAGAAUACAACGAACUCACAGGCGAUGAAUAAAACGAGUCAACAAAAUGCAAUCCAAUUCAGUAUUUUUAGUCCAUAAGACAUAGUAAUUGUGACAACAAAUAUAUAUUAACCGC
Messenger RNA from Medioppia subpectinata, 2381 nucleotides. The record is from the annotation of a GenBank genome assembly. Lineage: Eukaryota; Metazoa; Arthropoda; Arachnida; Sarcoptiformes; Oppiidae.